Molecule: messenger RNA, 2429 nt
Organism: Petromyzon marinus (sea lamprey)
Lineage: Eukaryota; Metazoa; Chordata; Hyperoartia; Petromyzontiformes; Petromyzontidae
Gene: SERPINF1
Product: serpin family F member 1
Biological process (GO): negative regulation of endopeptidase activity; negative regulation of angiogenesis
Molecular function (GO): serine-type endopeptidase inhibitor activity
Source: RefSeq, a predicted model, not a curated record
GGAACGUUUGUUUAACGCUGGGGCUUUUUGAGGCAGGGAGCGGUGGUGCAGUGGUUAGCUCACUGCGCUACGAACCAAGCGACCUGCCUUUAAAGCUCCGGCCGCGGCUGAUAUCAGUGGUGAAGAUGAGGAAGCUGCUGGUGCUACUCCUCUUUGUCUCGCUGCUGGUGUAUCUGACCACGGCCCAGGACCCACCGAGAGUGAGGAGACCCCGGCCGCCCCCCAAACCCAAGCGUCCACCCAAGAGGCCGGCCAAGCCGCGGGUGACCCAGCCGCCUCCUCCACCUCCUCCUGCAGCGACCGCAGCGGCGGCGGCGGCUCCCGAGGAGGACCGUGCGGACGACGCCGAGGAGGACCUCACUCCGUUCCCCGACAAGAUGCUGGCGCGCGCCCACGCCAACUUCGGCCUCGAGGUUUUCCGGCGGGCGGCGGCGGCGGCUGACGAGCGCAGCAACGUGCUGCUGUCGCCCAUCGCGCUGUCCACCUCGCUGUCCAUGCUGCUGCUGGGAGCGGCCCCGGGCUCGAGCUCGUGGAAGCGGCUGAGCAAGGCGCUCAACUACGACACCGUCCAGCAGGGAGACGUGCACGACCUGCAGCGGCAGCUGCUGGCGACACUCGGCUCCGAGGCGAAGGGGCAGCAGCAGCACGCGGCGCGAGUUUACCUGCAGAGAGGGCUUCCCCCGAAGGAGGCGUACGUUGCCGACGUUCUCAAGUUCUACGGCACGGAGCCCAAGGUGCUGAGCGGCUCCACGGGCCGGGACCUGCAGGACAUCAACGGCUGGCUCUCCCAGCGGACGAGCGGCGUGUUGCGUGACGCCGUGCCGGCUCUGCCCGCCGACCUCUCCCUGCUGCUCGUGUCCGCGAUGCACGUCAAGGCCAAGUGGGCGCUGCAGUUCCCGCCGGAGGAGACGGCGCAGGGCGUCUUCCACGCGGGCGGCGGGAAGCGGGGGCCCGUGGCGCUCCGCGUGGCCACGAUGCGCCGAGACGACGUUCCCAUCCGCUACGGCCUCGACACCGAGCUCGGUUGCCGGGUGGCCCAGCUGCCGCUGCAGGGCGGCUGCAGCCUGCUGCUGUUCGUGCCGGUGGAGGUGACGGGCAACCUGACGGUGGUGGAGGAGAGCCUCACGUCCGAGUUCGUGGCCGACAUCGUCCGCGCGCUGCACUCGGUGCGGGCGCGGCUCUCCGUGCCGCGGCUCGCGCUGCGCGACGCGGGAGACCUGGCAGGAGCCGUCAAGCAGCUCAAGCUCGAGUCGCUGUUCUCGAGCGACGCGGACCUCUCCGCGCUGUCCGAGGCGCAAGUCGGGCUCGCCGUGUCGGCCGUGCGCCACGCGGCGCUGCUGGAGCUGGCCGAAGAGGGCGGCGGCGGCGGGGCCCUCGACGCGGCGGCCCGGGGCCCCGCCGAGGAAGCGCACGUCCACCGCAUGGAGUUCUCCGUGGACCGCCCCUUCGUCUUCAUGGUUCGGCACGACGCCACGGGCGCCCUGCCGUUGGUGGGACGCAUCGUGAAUCCCGCUGUCGCGUAGCCUGGAAUCCUGAUACCCCGGGAGUCCGACAGCCGGACAGCCCGAUUGCCCAGUAGUCUGGUAGCCUGGUACCCUGGUAGCCUGACAGCCCGACGGCAUGAUUGCCCAGUUGCCUGGUACCCCGUUAUCUUGACAGCCCGAUUGCCCAGUAGCCUGAUAGCAAGGCAGCCUGGUACCCGAGGAGCCUGGUAACCCGGUAGCCUAACAGCCGACAGCCUGGUACCCCAGUCGACUGGUAGCCCGAUAGCCUCAUAGCCACUCUGCCUAGUCAGCCGGUCGCUUAGUAGCCCAUUAAACCUGGUAGCCCGGCAGCAAGGGAGCCCAGUUGCUGGGUAACCCUGAUUUUAACCGCUUCUGCUACACAAAUCGCCUUUCGCUUCCCUUUGCUGCAGCUCGCCCAAGAGAAAUCCCGUACAUUUGACCUCGAGAUAGUCACGUGGUGGUCCACUCAUUGAACAAAUCUGUGUGGAGCGAGUGUGAGCCAGAACACAUCGUGGGCGGGGAGCCUAAUGACCCACGAGCCGAACACAUUCCUCGACUUCAUUGCCUAUGACCCAGCGGCCACAUGAGGAAUCCCAGUCGAAAACAGCCCGCGAACGACAUUUAUCCAUCCAUCACUGGGUUGCUGGGCUCAUAAAGUAGAGCGCUAAUCACUGCACCACCGCUCCCACGCCACCCCGCCCCUCCCCCCACACACACACACACAGAGGUGAUGAGCUUAAUUAACCGCAGCUGCUGAGAGGAAGCACGCGCAUUGAUAUUCUUCAUUCAAAAACACGCGUGUUGUAAUUUAUUUAGAGUAAGGCGCUGACAUUGCUACCACUGCUGUUUUAUAAAAGUACUGAUCUGCAGAAAUUCUGUCGCACCACGCGGUGCUUUUGCCAGAAUAAAGCUUCUCCACCACCA